Molecule: messenger RNA, 652 nt
Organism: Entrophospora sp. SA101
Lineage: Eukaryota; Fungi; Glomeromycota; Glomeromycetes; Entrophosporales; Entrophosporaceae
Source: the annotation of a GenBank genome assembly
AUGAGACCACCAUAUGGCGAUAUAGAUAAUCGUGUUAGAGGUGUACUUGCCUUAUUAGGAUAUAAAGUUGUUAUAUGGGAUCAUGACACAGAUGAUUGGAAGUCAACAUAUGCAGGUUUUGUACCGGAUUCUAUUACUACAGAUUUUACUGAAUGGGCAAAAAAUACAACCGCAACCACUGGUCAUAUUUCUUUGGAACAUGACUUGUAUCCUAUAGCUGCUAAAAUGGCAAUUCCAUCCCUUGAUAUUGUUUUGGGUGCUAAUUUUCAAGUAGAACAAGUGGCCAAGUGUGUAUCUGAAUCUCCAUAUCGUGAAUUUAUUGGUUUUCCUGGUGAUAAUUCUACUAGCCCAACUCCAGCAAUUACUACUAGUGCCAUGACACCAACUACAGCAACGGCAUCGACAGCGACGCCAAUAUCAUCACCAAAACCAUACAAGGCGCAAGUGCCUACUACAACUUAUCCACCAGUUGAUGUACCACCACCGUUUAAACCAGAAUGGGCAAUCGACUUGAGUCAAGUCCCAAAUGCUCCAAUUGUUCCAAAAAAUAAAGUAGGUUCGGAUUGUCUUGCUAAUGACCCAUUUUGUGAUUGGAGUUGUACAAAUUGCAUAAAUCAAACUACUGAUUAUGAUCGUUGUCCUGAUAAAAAUG